CGCUCAUUAUCUCCAACUGACAGAGAUGGAUGUAGCGUACGAUCAUAUUCAGGAGGAGAUCUACUCCUCCAACGACUCCUCGAAGAAAGAAGCCGACCAGAACGAACCCACUAAGACGGAGCACUCGAACGUCGACCUCAACGCCGAGCUCCAAGAAACAUUCCGCGCCUUUUCCGCCAGCCCCUGGGGUGCACGCUUAGGUGGACUAUGGGAUAACGUCCGCAAGCAGGGCGAGAGCUACUACGAAGGGGCCCGUCAGGAAUAUGCUGCCGCGAGCGAAGAGGCCGCCAAGGGCUUUUCCGACCUGAGGAGCAGCAUCGUCGGGCGCACGCGGGGUCUCUCCCUGAGCACGGCGUUCAGCUCAGGGGCCACCGGCACCGACGCCAGCACCAGCAAGGACGAGGCCCCCACGCCGACCGGUACUACCUCCAAGGUAGAGGUGGAUGCGACACCACCAGCACAGGGCGAGAAGGGCCUUGACCCCGGGGCUGCUGCGUCGGCUUCCAACCCCGGGGAGGGGUUCCUUUCCCGCUUCAAGGCCGAGGCGGCUCGCCGGCUGAAAGAGAUCGAGAAGGCGGAGGAGGCUGCCGACGAGGCGAUCUUACGCUUUGGCAUGAACAUCGGCCAGAAGCUGCGCGAUGCGGUCAGCAUUGUGCCUCCCAGCAGCGAGUCGUCUGGCGAUAAGCUUCUGUUUGAGAGCAAGGAUGCGGAGGGGAAGCGGGUCAUUCACGCCACGCGCUUCGAGGCCCAGCUACACGUUAUCCAUUCUACCCUGGAUAGCUUCACCAAUGAUCCGGUUAGCGAGCUCUGGCCUGCGUUCAAGCAGGAGUUCAAGAUCGCUGAGAAGACCGAUGCGAUCGCCGCCGAUCUCGAGAAGUACCCUGAGCUGCGCUCGGCGAUGGAGAAGCUUGUCCCGGAGCAGGUGGACUACGCUACCUUCUGGUGCAGAUACUACUUCCUUCGUCUGGUUAUUGAGACUGAGGAGCAGAAGCGCAAGGAACUUUUGCAGGGUGCAACCGUCGAUGACGAGGAAGUGAAGUGGGACGAUGACUCCGACGAGGAAACUGACUCCCCAUCCACACCUCAAGUCAAGUCAAACGCCGCGGCCGCCCCAACCACUACCACUCAGACCGCCACUCCUGUCGCCCCCGUUGCUACAACUGUUACGACCGUUGCUGCUACCGCAAAGCCCGCCAACCCAACCGAACCCCGCCGCUCCAACGACCAACAAUCCCAGCCCGACAGCGAAUCCAGCUACGACCUCGUCAGCGGAGCCACCAGCCGCACCCCCGCAAGCCCCAAGGAGAAGCCCAAAGACGACGACAGUGAUGACGACUGGGAGUAAAUGUCUUUUUCCCACGUAAUAUCAAUGGUCUUGGCCUUCCCCCGCUCGUUCCUGUGGACUUGCAUCCCCAGGAAUGAAGCGCUUCUCAAGUACCUCCCCCAUCUCAAACCGAUCACACCCGACCGCUGGCUGGUCUGAAGGAUUCGAAAUCCCUUCCACACUUACUAGUCUUUUUGCAAGGAGUCACGGUUGUCCCUUCAAUUCCAGCUUCUUUACGGCGUUAGAAUUCCGUUGAUAUCAAAUCUUCCUUCCAAUUUUAAUCACGUGCUUACCGCCCCUGUCUUGGUGACAUGCGUCUGAGCUCGUUUUCUCAUGCCUUGAUCUGCCUGUUGUUAAGAGUAAUACACCAAUAGGGAUCUUGGCUCUGCUCCUUGAUAGGUACCAGAC
Messenger RNA from Aspergillus homomorphus CBS 101889, 1732 nucleotides. Its product is annotated as BSD domain-containing protein. The record is from RefSeq and is a predicted model, not a curated record. NCBI's taxonomy places the organism in Eukaryota, Fungi, Ascomycota, Eurotiomycetes, Eurotiales, Aspergillaceae. Gene Ontology annotation, cellular component: cytoplasm. The transcript is spliced from 2 exons. Bases 26 to 1345 code for a protein of 439 amino acids.